AAAAUGGUGGAGAAGAAGACCGAGAAAAAGGUAACCAAGGUUGCUAAAGUGGCCGGUGAUAAACCAGAGAAGACAGUGAAAAAGGCGGAAAAGAAACCCGCCGAGAAGGCUACAGAGAAAGCAGAUGCCACCAAAAUCAAGAAGCGUAAGGUGAAGCCCACCAAACGACCUUUCUCCAGGCUUUAUGCUAAGGCCAUCUUCACUGGCUACAAACGUGGCUUGAGGAAUCAGCAUGAAAACACAGCUCUUCUUGACAUUGAAGGAUGCAAGAAGAAGGAAGAUGCCUGGUAUUAUGUUGGAAAGAAGUGUGCCUAUGUCUACAAGGGCAAACGCUACCAAGCAUCUCUUGGUGACAAAUCAAAGAAAUCCAAAAUCCGCGCUAUCUGGGGUAAGGUUACACGGCCUCAUGGAGGUGCCGGAGCCGUACGAGCUAAGUUCAAGUCCAACCUUCCCGCUGUCGCUAUGGGACACCGCGUUCGCAUCAUGAUGUACCCGUCGAACAUCUAAAAUGUGGAUGAUUGCUCGCAUGGCGCUGUAAUAAAUGCUCCGUGAAAAAAAAAA
Molecule: messenger RNA, 561 nt
Organism: Daphnia magna
Lineage: Eukaryota; Metazoa; Arthropoda; Branchiopoda; Diplostraca; Daphniidae
Gene: RpL35A
Product: 60S ribosomal protein L35a
Biological process (GO): ribosomal large subunit biogenesis; cytoplasmic translation
Cellular component (GO): ribosome; cytosolic large ribosomal subunit
Molecular function (GO): structural constituent of ribosome
Source: RefSeq, a predicted model, not a curated record